Messenger RNA from Orbicella faveolata, 5745 nucleotides. RefSeq lists its product as uncharacterized. The record is from RefSeq and is a predicted model, not a curated record. Lineage: Eukaryota; Metazoa; Cnidaria; Anthozoa; Scleractinia; Merulinidae.
UCGCUCUCGAUUUCUAUGCGUGAUAGAAAUCUCGAGCUCAUAAUCUUAUUGUUUAUUAGACAUUUAUUAAUAAGAGAGAAGUCUGCAUAGAGAGGUCAGGUCGAUUCGAGAAGACAAUGCAGUCUAUCGACUUUCUAAUAUUAAGUGUAUGAUAGACACAAAUUGUAAAGCCCAGUCUUCCCUUAAGCCCUCGGUCGAUCUAAGUUGACGGAUUAAAAUCUUAAGCAAACAGUAAAUUUACAAGAGUUAAAAGUUGAAUUACUUUUCUUCCUCAAAACUGUAGUCAGUCACCUUAAUCACUACAAUUACCUUAAUCAAUACAAUUCCAUGGGAAUGUUAAUGAGAGUCAGUCAGUCAUAAGAUUAAUCCGGCACGGACACUGCUUAUUAACUUCGCCUAUUUUUUAGCUAACGAUCAUAGUUAAUAAAUCACAUAUAUCUUGCCGAACCAUUUGAUUGUCCCUGGUCUAAUGUGCCAACACACCGGGGCGAGAACUACUUCUUCGACACGCGUUCCCGACGUACCUGCAUGCACGUUUUUCAUCACGUGCCGUAAUAAGACGGUUCACAUACCGUGAACAUUACAAACAGCCAAAACUAUUUCAAAUAGUAAAUUAACUGAUUAAUUAAAUUCAUCUCGACUCUCAGUGGCUUUAUGGUUCCCUGGCAGAGCUUUUGGGCCGGAAUGACAAAGACCAUUAUGUUUCCGAAGUUGAUUUCAGUGUUUCUUGGCUAGAUGUUAAUUUUCUUUUAAUUCUUUCACCCUCAAGCAAGUAACUAAAAAGCAUCUUAUAUGCAGUUGGUUAAUCGCCGAACCGAAAAUGACGUAUCUAAACCGACACACCGCCAUUGAGAGCCCUCUAUUGGUCGGGAAACCUAUUCAAAACAAUUAAUUUCGAAUCAAUUACUUAAAUAUUGUAUAGCUUCAUUAACAACUGAAUAGGCUCAAAAUCAAAUGCUCCGCGGAAUGUUAUUAACUCUGCUUCAGUUCAACUUUAAUCCUCUAAAUCACAGCGAAGUCUGUCCAAUUAACAGCAUCGGCAAUACGCAAAGACAUAACUAUUAUAAACCCGAAGAUGGACUUCGAAAAGGAAAUGCAAAAGUCUUUGAGAGUUAUCCGCCAGAAUAUUCAAGCUCUGAAGGGAAGAGAUAAGAGGCCAGUCGACUUGAAUGAUUCGCGAAUGAGAGUUAAACGAUGGCGGCACUCUCUGAUUCUACCAGCCCAGGGGACUUCUGCCAAGUUCGUAGAACAGCAAAGUACUCACAAAGAACGGUGUUUUAGUAUCUAAAGAAGCGUAAAGAUGAGGUUUGAGCAUAACUGGUGAAAGGACAGUCUGAAGCAAGUCUGAUAUACCACGAAUGACAAGCGCCACAAAAACAGUAGAUCAGCAACAACGGCAUAUUUUUCAGACUACCAAGACCAUCCAGCAAGCUGCUCUCUGAAAUAACUGUACUGGAGGGGUUCUUGAACUGGAAGACUGCUGAAAACAAAUGAAUGAAUGCCUUCAGGAAAUUAAUUAAUUAAUUCGAUCUACGUGAUCUCCCAACGUAUUUUUUAACAAUUGUUGUUACUCUGCUGUUUUUUACGACUACUUGAUAUAGCUAGUGAAAGAAAUCUCAAUCUCGGGAAAGCGUUUUAUUUACUCAUUUUCGACCUUGUUCCUUGUGUGUGAACCGCUAAUAACAAUACAGUGGAAUCCCGAUUUUUCGAACCUCCAUGGAAACGAAAAUUGGUUCGAAACUAGUCCGAGAAAUCGGGGAUAAAAUUGCAAUGUUCGACUAAGGAGAAGGAAACGGCUUUUGGUUCGAGUUAUCGGGAGGAUCGAAAAAAUGAGGGUUCGAGAAAUUGAGAUGCAAAAUGCUGCCUUCGAUCACCAUGGCAACAAAACAAAUCAUAGCAGCAAAACCUUAAAUGCGUCACAAGCUACGAUGGGGCAUCACUGGCCCUGUUAUGAGUUUGAUCGGAGGAUUCAGUGUAAACUAAACACUUGUGAGUUGUACAAAACACCGAGUACAGAAAACACUUGGCUUCAAUACAAUACAAUUCAACCACUUCAUUUGUGUGUCAAAACUACAUUGUGUACCAGCCGACUGCCAAAGCAGGGAGCCUAUUAAUUAAGGACAUCUAAUACUUAAAAUGAAGAUAAAUAUAAAAUGACCAUGAGAAAUAUUUGUAUUAAUGUCCAAAGAUUCUCCAACAACUUAAGCAACAAGCACUAGCCAGACAGGCAGUGAGCAGGUGUACUUUUGGAAGAGCGUAGCACAUAUAGUGUACCUUUGCGAAUCAGGAUUAAUGUACUCCUGGUAAGUUGAAAAUAGCACCGUGAUCAUCGUUUCGACAUUGCUAUUCCGUGUACAUCUCUUAACACCUUCUAAGAUCCCUAUAUUCUUGUAACAAAACAAACAAACAAAAAAAAUAUCUACUGCGCAUGUUUGUGAAAUGACAACUGCGAGCGAGUUGUGUGCGCAUUUGACAUAUUUUGUCUUCUUGAAUAAAAUCCCAAUGUUGUCAGACCCGUAUUGUCUGAACACGGAAGGGUGUCUGACCACACACAGCAGGAGGGCCACGUCACGGCUCAUUUCUUCUUCGGUUUUACAUCCAUUUUUCUUGUCCCACUUAAUUAAUUAUUUAGAUGCAGUUUUCAUAGGGCCUUCAUAGGGCCAGUUGAGCCCGAACUUGGUCGUGAAGAGUGCAGUGACGUCAUAGAAUAGCCCUCUUAGCACUUUGCCGACCUCCCAAGCUCCAAGCUUUACGCGCUCACCGAUACAAGAGUGAAUGCCUAACGACAAGAUGGUUUAGAUGGGAGAGCAGGAUAGAGGAUGGUAAAGCGCAUUUAUCAUUUUCCUUUCUAAGAGACGAAAAAUAGAUGUAAACCUGUCACGGGGUUGUUAAAUCAAGUUUGUGACUGAGUAGUGAUAACUCUCUUGAAUACCACAGUGCUAAAAAAUAGUCCUGUUUUAGGCUCACCUCACUAGUUUUAAAAGUCUGCCUUCUCCACAGGCUUCUCUUAUUUUUUUCUUAGCGCAAAGGGCGAUUGGGAGACUGGCAGUGAGAAAAAGGGUGCGAGCGGGAGCUGGAAGCGAGUGAGGAGCGCGAGCGCAGGGAGCGAUGGGAAGAUGAUUUCCUGCAUUCCUCCUCAGUAAUUAAUCAUUAUACUUUUUACUAGCUAUCGCGCGGGGGACGGGGGCCGAGACAGUCCUUGAUAUUCAAUAAAGCUUGUUUGCUAAUCAAAUGACGUAUCCAAAUAAUCAAAAUUACCUCUUCCUUCACCGCUUCAUUCCAGUGGAGUCAAGGCUUUAAACGUUUUAAUACUGCUGUUUUCGAACUCGCACAACAAUGGUUCAUCAGUGCAAGAGGAUCUAGGGAGACAACUCUUGAUCAAUCACCGUAAGUCUAAGUAGUCAAUGGAUCGAGAAAAAUGGCAGAACUAUUAUUUCCAAGCCACAAUUAAGCAGUUACUCCAGCAAAAUACCAUCUGAAACAAAGAGGCCGCACUGGAAAGUAAAUAUUUUUGCGUCUGCAUAUUAAGAUUUUUUGUUGACAGGGACUUGAAGCUGUUGCAGUCAUUUUUUCGUGCUCUCGCUAUUCUGAAAAUAAAAGUGAUUUGACAUCAAUUUGGGUGUGGGCUUGUCUUUCAACGUGAUUUAGAUGACAGUUUGAUUAGCAUGUUGUGAAAUCUUGACGUAUAUCAUUGUAGUGUCUGUCUACACAAGACAGACGUUUGGUUAAACCAGGGACGCGAGAGUGAAAUAAUUAAGUGGAAGUUAGCUACUUAAAGCAAAAUAACUGAACUUUCCACUGUGAAGUAAACUUGCAAAUGGAAGCUAGGAAAGCUAGGAGCAAUCUUCUGGACGACAAUCCAAACCAGCGGAAGAUAUCAAGGGGCUUGGUGCGACAUGUCUUAACGAAAAACACCAACGAUCGAAUUGCGCUGGGCAAAGUAACUCGGCAGCUGGAUAAGGAAAGAAUAGCGAAAGAACUGGACUUUCAGCAACAGAAGCAGAAACUUUUACUUCAGAAGUUUGAAUCCCAAAUGAAAGAACGUUCUGGAAAAAAUGGUCGUGAUUCGGAAAUGUGCAAUGACUCGGCCUCGCAAAGACUGGCGGAUUUGCAAAUCGGCGCAUCUGGAAAAUUUUCGACCCCGCGGUGCAGGAGUUAUUCCGAGCUUGGGCCAUCCAGUUUCGAGUUGCGGGGAUCGAAAUGUCCAGUGCAGUACCGCGAUGUACAUGAAGGAAAGGAGGCGACCGUGAGAGAAACAGUCGAAAAAGAUGGAGACAUAGUGAGAAGGGCUACAGAGAAUCCAGGUCGCAUUGCAGAAGAGGAGAAGCUUAAACGCACCAGGACAUUGUCAGACAUAUUACCGCCGCUUAUUCUCCCACCAAUACACAAAUCGUCCGCAAGUCCAUUACAGAGGAGGAAAAAUUCCGAGAUCCAGCGAAUAAAAGCGAAUGCAGCUGUAGGCUACGAGGGCGUUGGGACGAACCAGACAGCAGUUUUGACUCUCGUAGAUGAUUUGGGGGACUGCCGAUAUCUUAGGAAAGGUAAAUUUAGUUGAAAUCAUCGUCAACAAAACCUCUGAUUUCGUGAUCACAGGUGAUUGCAAUGUUUCUAAAUCUGUUUUAGCAUUAUUAUCUCGUCGUGGUUUCGUAAAAUCUAAGAAUGGCAGCAAAGGUGUGUAGUUCCAUGUUCUGGAUUAGUGUAUUCACUAUUGGAAAUAAAUUUGGAAAAUAAAUAUUUAAUAAAGAGUUACAGUUCUAAUUGUAGGUUAAUUAUUUAAUUAGGGACGGACCAUUAGAAAAGUGAUGGGGGUGGGUGGGGAAAAAGCAAAAAAAAAAAAAUUCAUGCAAGGGAGGGUGAGUGCAAAAAAUAUUGUGCAAAUAAGUGAGGGAAAAAAAUUUCUGCAGAGUGAAUUGCAAUGUCGGGCUUACAAACUGUACCCGUCUGAAUGGCAACUUGGCAGUCACUUUAUACUGCAGUUUUAAUUUCUUACGGUGGAACCCCCAUUCACAUGGUUUUCUCCACAAUUAGGAAAAUCGACAUUGUUCCCUUUCAAGGCUGAUACAUUUUGUGCGUAGCAACCUCAUCAUAGACGCUUGUAGCCAAACACCCUUAUAGAGAAACCCUUACGGAUAACCAUGGCGUAAAAGUGUUAAAAAAAAAAAAUGUGCUAUUAACAACCAGCCAGCUUGAUUCGUUUGCAAGCACAUACCGUGUUUUGAAAGCCUAGAAAUGUAGGAGUGAUUUUACAACUGACGCCCUUAGUAUGGGCUGUUUCAAUCUAGCUAUUGUUUCAAUCUAUUUUAGGUUUUCGACAAAGUAAACGACGCAUUAACAUUCAAGUCUGUACAGACAAAGUAACUCGCGUGUCAGUAAAACAAUUAUGAGAAAGGCGGUCUAAAAAUGAUAGAUUUGGAAAGCAUGGUGAAAUCUUUGAGGUUGGCCUGGCUAAAACGACUAUUUAAUGAUCCAAAUGCAACAUGGAAGACGUAUUUACUUCAUCUGUUAGAGUCCGUAGGAGGACUGUUCUUUCUUAAUUGUAAUUUUGAAGUUUCUGAUUACACGAUAUGUUCUCAAUUCUACCACGAACUUUUGUUAUGGUGGUCGGAGUUCCGCGAAUCUUUUGCUUCAGAAAGUGAUUGGAAAAAUAUUGUUUGGAAUAAUAAAGAGAUUCGAAUAGACAACAAGCCGGUUUAUUAUAAAAAUUACUUUAAGUCGGGAAUCAUUUACAUACACGAUCUUCUAUUU